Dissoconium aciculare CBS 342.82 is the source of this 774-nucleotide messenger RNA. Its product is annotated as exoribonuclease. Gene Ontology annotation, biological process: nuclear mRNA surveillance; rRNA catabolic process; poly(A)-dependent snoRNA 3'-end processing. The transcript has 2 exons. The record is from RefSeq and is a predicted model, not a curated record. The coding region runs from base 1 to 774 and encodes 257 amino acids. NCBI's taxonomy places the organism in Eukaryota, Fungi, Ascomycota, Dothideomycetes, Mycosphaerellales, Dissoconiaceae. Gene Ontology annotation, cellular component: nuclear exosome (RNase complex); cytoplasmic exosome (RNase complex); nucleolus.
AUGCCCCUCGACAGCUCUACGUACGCUUUGGCGAAUUUACGCGUCGAUGGUCGAAGAUGGAAUGAAUUGCGCCGGAUUCACGGACAAAUGUCAACUCAAGCUGCUGCCGACGGAAGCAGUUAUUUUGAAAUGGGCAAUACCAAGAUUAUUUGCACAGUCAACGGACCAAAGCAGCAGACGCGAUCCGGCGGUGCACGAGACUCAAGUAAGGAAGCCACCAUCGAGGUUGAACUCAGCGUCGCGGGUUUCAGCGGCAUGGAUCGUAGGAAAAGAUCGCGGAUGGACAAACGGACGCAAGAGAUGCAGUACACAAUCUCUGAAGCAUUCUCAAGCACGCUUUUCACAAAUCUUUACCCGCACUCCAGCAUUGUGAUCAACCUACACGUUCUAUCUCAAGACGGCAGCCUCCUCGCGGCCUGCAUUAACGCAGCAACUCUGGCUCUCGUCGAUGCCGGUAUUCCAAUGAGCGACUACGUUGCAGCUUGUACAACAGGCUCUGCGGCAUUCCAUGCGGGUGGGGAAGAAGAUGCCGAUCCACUUCUCGACCUAAACGGUGCCGAAGAACAAGAACUACCUUUCUUGACUGUCGCAAAUAGCGGCGGCGAGGGCAAAGUCACCUCGCUCAUCAUGGAGACUCGCGUGCAGAUGGGCAGACUCGAGGCUAUGAUCGCUGUGAGCUUGGAUGGCUGCAAACAGAUCCGCAGGUUCAUCGAUGAUAUCGUCCGAGCGCAUGGCAAGGCUUUGCUGCAGGCACGAUUGGCUGUUGACAGAUGA